AUGGCAAGAGAUUGCAUUCAUUCAAAUCCUCAUGUUGAUUAUAAAUUAAGGUUAAUUGGAAAAAGAGAACAAGAUGGAAGGACGUAUAACUUACCAACUUCUUCCGAGGUUGCAUCAUUAAUUGUCGGUGACUUUUGUGAAUCGAUUGAAAAAAGAGAUAUCGUUGUUCAAACUUCCUCAGGAUUACUACAACGUAUUAGUGAAUUGCAUCCUUCUUACCUUGCUCUUCAGUAUCCAUUACUAUUUCCAUACGGAGAUGAUGGUUACAGAGUUGACAUCCUUCAUAGAGGUGUUACAUCUUCUAGCAACAGCAAGCGGACAACCUGUACAAUGAGAGAAUUUUUUGCUUACAGAAUUCAGGACAGGGAUCAUUCGUUCUCACUAAUCGUAAAUGCAAAAAGGUUGUUCCAACAAUUUUUGGUAGAUGGUUAUACAAUGAUUGAAAGUGAGAGAUUAUAUUUCAUUCGUAAUCAACAAAAAAUUCUGAGAUGUACGUCUUAUGAGAAUUUGCGUAGCCAACAAGCUGAUGGGAAUACAGAUAUUUCCAAUGUCGUACAACGUGUCAUCUUACCUUCUUCAUUUACCGGUGGUGCGCGCUAUAUGAUGCAAAACUAUUUGGACGCCAUGUCGCUCUGUAAAUGGUUCGGAUAUCCAGAUUUUUUCAUAACCUUUACGUGUAAUCCAAAAUGGCCAGAAGUUAAAAGGUUUCUUAAGUACACAUCACUUAGUCCAGAAGAUAGACCGGAUAUCUUAUGUAGGUUAUUUAAGAUCAAGCUUGAUGCAUUUAUUAAAGAUUUAAGGGAAAAUGAAAUUUUCGGGAAGGUUCAAGCAGGAUCUUCCAUAAAGUAUUUAUUUAAAUAUAUAAACAAGGGUCCUGAUAGAGCUACUGUUACUAUGGUGCAAAGCGAUAAUGAUUCUGAUAACACCGAUGCAGUGGAUGAAAUAAAAGAAUACUAUGAUUGUAGAUAUAUAUCUGCAUGUGAAGCGUCAUGUCGUAUUUUUAAAUACGAUGUUCAUUAUAGGUAUCCUGCUGUCAUUAGGCUACCUUUUCAUCUUCCUGGUCAACAACAAGUUGUAUAUGAGGCUGACGACGAUAUUGAAAAUGUUCUUAACAAGCCUUCAAUUGUUUCUUCAAUGUUCACCGGUUGGAUGAAGUGUAAUGAAAUUAACAAAGAAGCUAGGAAACUUACAUAUGUUGAAUUUCCUACAAAAUUUGUUUGGAAAUCUAAUCUUCUUAUUUGGAAGCCAAGGGAAAUUGGAUAUACGAUUGGUAGAAUUCAUUCAGUUUCACCUAAGCUAGGCGAAGCAUAUUUCUUAAGGAUUCUUUUAAAUAAAGUUAAAGGUCCAAAAUCAUUUGAAGAAAUUCGCACAGUCAAUGGUGAAAUAUGUUCUACUUUCAAAGAUGCAUGCUAUAAUCUAGGCCUUUUGGAUGAUGACAAAGAAUACAUUGAUGCAAUUAAGGAAGCAAGUCUUUCUGGAUCUGGUUUUUAUCUACGAUUCUUAUUUGCUACGAUGUUAUUGUCCAAUAGUUUGUCUAAACCAGAGAUUGUUUGGGAAAACACAUGGGAUAUCUUGUCAGGUGGAAUUCUUUACAAUCAACAACAAAGAUUAAAGUCUCCAGGUUUAUCAUUAAACGAAGAUCAACUUAAAAACUUGACUUUGUUUGAGAUAGAACAGAUUCUACUCCCUAACAAUUCCAAUCUUAAAAUAUAUACAAGGAUGCCUUACCCAGAUGUUGAUUCCGUUUCAUCUGCAAACAAUCGUCUUAUUAGUGAGGAGCUGGAUUAUGACAUACCAAUUUUAAAGAAUGAGUUUGAUCGGCUGUUUCUUGCAUUAACAAACGAACAACGCAAUAUUUUUCUUGAUAUCAUGGGUGCAGUUAAAGAUAAUAAGGGAGGUGUAUUCUUCGUUUAUGGUUAUGGUGGAACGGGUAAAACAUUUCUUUGGAAGACAAUUUCUACAGCUAUUAGAGCCCAACGUGAGAUUGUUUUAAAUGUUGCAUCAAGUGGGAUCGCUUCAUUAUUAUUGACUGGAGGCAGGACAACACACUCUAGGUUUAUAAUUCCACUAACUCUUAACGAAGAUUUUGUUUGUAGAAUAGAUCCAGAUAGUGAUCUCGCAAGUUUAGUAAGAAAAACCUCAUUGAUCAUUUGGGAUGAAGCACCCAUGUCGCUCAAUUGGGAACAAGGGUUUUCCCUAAAAUACUCUGUCGAAUCUAUUCUUCUCUACUGCCAGAUCAUUGAUCUCGUUACUGCCUCUCACCUGUCUAGGGAUGUCAAGGAGGGCAAACGGGAGCGGAUAUAG
This is a messenger RNA of Lactuca virosa, 2304 nucleotides long. The record is from the annotation of a GenBank genome assembly. NCBI's taxonomy places the organism in Eukaryota, Viridiplantae, Streptophyta, Magnoliopsida, Asterales, Asteraceae.